ACAUAUUUUUAGCAAUCUAAAAUUGCCUGUCGAAAUGCUAUUUAUUGGUUCAUUUUAUAGUAGAUUAGAUUCCCAGUAGUGUUGUCACUGAUACAUAUGAUAUAUUAUGGAGGAAUAUGCUAGAGAACCAUGUCCCUUCAGAAUUGUUGAUGAUUGUGGAGGAGCUUUCGCAAUGGGUUGCAUAGGAGGUGGCAUAUUUCAAGCAAUAAAGGGUUUUCGAAAUGCUCCAUCUGGAUUCAAUAAGCGCAUGGUUGGAAGCUUAACUGCGAUCAAACUCCGCUCUCCAGUGAUUGCAGGAAAUUUUGCAGUUUGGGGAGGAAUGUUCAGCACUAUUGACUGCACAUUAGUGCAUUUUCGGAAAAAGGAAGAUCCAUGGAAUUCAAUUAUAAGUGGAUUUACAACAGGUGGAAUUUUAGCUGCAAGGAACGGCAUACCUGCAAUGGCUGGAAGUGCUAUAAUUGGCGGAGUGUUGCUGGCCUUAAUUGAAGGAGUCGGGAUUUUAUUUACCCGUCUUUCUGCAGAGCAGUUUCGGAAUCCUACGCCACCGAUUGAUGAUCCCACAGCACUAGGUGAUGCUGCACAAUCUUUUGGUUUUGGGCAGACCCAUCAACAUCAGUCGCAAUAUCAGUGAAAAUGUGUUCAUUUAAAAUGAGCACUUAUUUAUACAUAUGCGUUGUGUCAUAUUUGUGUAUGUAUAUCAAUGCCAGUAUAAAUUAAUUUUAAUAUGUUUUCACAGCACACCAAUAUCAUUUAGAAAAUAAUAAAAAUUAUGAAGUAUGUCGUUAUGUUGUUUUAAUAGCCCUGUAAUAUUCCGAUAAUAAUAUCAAUUAAAUUGGGAUCGAAAUAAGUUCAA
Molecule: messenger RNA, 853 nt
Organism: Bactrocera tryoni
Lineage: Eukaryota; Metazoa; Arthropoda; Insecta; Diptera; Tephritidae
Product: mitochondrial import inner membrane translocase subunit Tim17-A
Exons: 4
Coding region: 107-631 (174 amino acids)
Biological process (GO): protein import into mitochondrial matrix
Cellular component (GO): mitochondrial inner membrane; TIM23 mitochondrial import inner membrane translocase complex
Molecular function (GO): transmembrane protein transporter activity
Source: RefSeq, a predicted model, not a curated record